UGACUAGUGGCCCGCCCGCUAGUUAGACGGUCGGUUUUGAAGACCUGACGAGUAACGCUGCCAAUGACACCUUCACUCAGCUUGUCGCGUUCUUGAGGUUCAUGCUCAUCAAUGACCGAGGAUGAGUGGAAGGAGUGGCGUGGUCGCUCGGACUUGUACCCUGGGGUCCUGGAUCCGAUUGACUUGUCAUGGAUCAAUGACCAAAUCUGGAAGUCGAACCAGGAGCUUCGCCCGAUGCUUCAACCAGGAGAGAAGCCUGAGGAAGUUGAGGAUCCUGAGGAUCCUGAGCCCGUCAUUGUCCACCAUAGCGCAAUGGCCGAGAUCAAGGCUGGUGUCACUUCCACCACUAUCGGUAGCGAGCCGGAGUCAAGCAGCUGGGCUGAUGCUCUGCGAAAGCCGGUAGAGAAGGUCUCUAUUCCAACUACGCUAUGGUCACCGACAUCUAGUUGGCCUUCAACGACGUCGAAUUCCUCCUCCUGGGAUUCCUGGGGUUGGAAGUCAACUACACCUUGGUCGUCCGCUUGGACUCUGCCGGAACCUGUUGAGGACCACGUCGCUGGACUGCCGGCCAAGAUGAGCAAGCAUGUACUCAUCAGCCCCGCUGCAGCAUCUACUUCUACCCCAUCCACCACAAAGAUUGAGGAAAGUGGCUGGACUCUCGUCGCUCACAGCAGGCGCCAAACUAAGAAGACGGUCUCCUGGCAAAGCACCAGGUCCCCUCCUCUAGACACCAAGCGCGGCAAAUCCGACCACAGAGGCAACAAGCAUGCCACCAGACCCAUCGGAUCUAGCAAGCCCAACAGGCAGCUCGUCAACGCUUCUCUCAAUUCUGAUACCGCGCCACAUGCAGGCACUGCCAAACCGCCAACCAACAGCAAGCCCGCCCCUGAGGGAUCAUCUGCCGCCAUCCACUGGGCUCAGCUUCGUUCUGCAGGUAAUCAACAUACCCGCAGACCUGACUGAGUCACGACGACGCAAAAGUUUGCGGUUAGCAUCAGCAAGCGCAAAAUCAUCAAAAAGGAGCCAAUGAGCAAAGUCUCAAACAACAAGCCUGCGGGAACUGGGAUACAUCAAUCAAAGCCCAAAGGGAAGCAGGCGUUGGCAUGAUCUCUUGCACAAACAGGGCCGGA
Molecule: messenger RNA, 1130 nt
Organism: Neurospora tetraspora
Lineage: Eukaryota; Fungi; Ascomycota; Sordariomycetes; Sordariales; Sordariaceae
Exons: 1
Coding region: 112-963 (283 amino acids)
Source: RefSeq, a predicted model, not a curated record